UACAAUAUAGAAUGCAUGGAAGCGUUUUUGCAACAGACAGAAUGGUGGAAACCCGCCUUUCCUCAUAGUUCUGUUUGACUGAGUUUUUACUUCACUGCAUGCAGCUGACAUAAUUUGUGUCAUUUCUUCAGAAUGAAACACAAGACCCAGUCAUACAGUGCAGAAGAGGAGCCGCUCUGCAAAAUCCCACGAAUUGAUGAUUUUAAUAUUUUGGAGACGCCUUUGUCCAACUCGAUUUUGAAACGUAAACAAAACCAUGUGCACAGUGCUGGCAAACGAAAAUACGACACAGAUAUUGUGACUGACGAUACCGAUGACAUGGUUUGUGAAACAGAAGCUAAGAAAAGAAAGAUUGUGAGAAAGGAGAUUGGCUCAGAAGUAGCAUGUAAAAUUAUUGCUGAUGAUGUUUUGAAUGAGGAGCCAUCUUCAACAAGCAGUGGACAUUCAGCUGAAUACAUAACUAAAAUUGAAAAACGUGAUUUUUCUUGCUUCAAUUUCUGGAGAUUGCCUUUACCAAAUAUUGAUUUGUGUGAAAUUGGAUGACUAUAUUUUGUGAAAAGAAUUGGAGAUGUGGUUGAUAUGCUGUUUCAUUAAUCCAAAAUGAACAGAGGAGAAAAAAAUCUUCAUCAGUUGUGUCGAUUCAUUAAGCAGAAUGGAGUAGCAUCAUCAUUUGUUUUGAUUUAUGAGCUAAAAAGAGCUGAAUUAUUCAUUUCUAGAAACACACUAGAUUGAAAGAACAUAUUGUAAAGUUUCUCUAAUUUUCAUUAAACUCAUCAUAUUUGUAAAGAGUUUUAAUUACUUUUCAAGUUGAGCAAGAAUGUAUUAAAUAGUCAUUGUGUUAAAGUUUAUUGUAUGUUUCAUCCUGUUUCAUUAUCAUGUAAUCAUAGAUGCCAUUUUGUCUUUUAUCUUUCUUGUUUAAAUUUUUUUAUUUUUUUAUUUAUUUCCCUUUUUUGUAUUUCCAGACUUUCUACCACAACCAUCACUGGUCAGAUUUUCGUAAAGAGUAUUUCAGGAUUUCUGGAAAUAUUAAUAUUUUACCUGUGGGGCCUAUUGUUUGAACAAAGCUAAGGGAUGAGACAUAUUUACAAAUCUAAUUGUACAUUUAUCACUGCAGAGGGGACUUUGCUGGACAAAACAGAUGUGUAAUGCAGUUAACAAGAGACCAAAUGGGCCUGUAUUGCUCAUCUGCUUCUAAUGCGGCUUUGAAGUUGAUCUUGGACAUUCUAGGUCAUGUAUGCAGAUGCACAGCUGAUUAACCACUUUAUUCAAAUAAAUAGGCUAGGUUUAUUCUUUGAAA
Molecule: messenger RNA, 1297 nt
Organism: Pecten maximus
Lineage: Eukaryota; Metazoa; Mollusca; Bivalvia; Pectinida; Pectinidae
Exons: 2
Coding region: 133-543 (136 amino acids)
Source: RefSeq, a predicted model, not a curated record